GCUGGGAAACGUGCACAGAAUCCUGGUACUGGGAAGAAACUACGCUUUUCUAUACAAACAAGUAGAGACACUGGGAAAUCAUGCGGUUCAGCAUCCUCUUCUUCAUCGUCCUCCUGGGAUUCCUCUACCUCACACUGGCACAAGGCUCGUAUGAGGACUGCUGUCUGCAGUAUGUCAAAAAUAUUAAACCGUCUACGAGGAACAGAGUGAUCAGCUACAGAAAACUAGAGCUGGACGGAGGCUGCAACAUCCCAGCUGUUGUCUUCACAAUGAAACGUGGCCGUAUGAUUUGCACCGACCCCAGAGAAAAAUGGGUCCAUGAACUCAUGCAGAGGGUGGACAGACUAACAAGGGUCUCAUUUAUGAAGAGGAAGAAUUUAAGGGGUUAAACAAACCAGCGGCAGCCGAGAGAGGACCAGAGGGAAAGCAGCCCGAGUGUCUCGGCCAAUCACAUCCUUUCUUUGAGAUCUGGCUCUCCAAGCGUUUCAGCAUGGAUUGUGAUAGUCUCAGUACUUCCGGUGUUCCGUCCUGUGCUCUAUCUGGUAUCAGGUGGCAUUUCCUGUUUCCAGACUUUUGUCGCUUCACUGACGGACUGCUGGUUAAAUGCUCAGAAUGGGAGAUGGCCAUUAUUUUCCUUUUCCACAUGCUGCUGUUGCCCUCUGUUAUAAAACCUUGUGAGCUGCCUGCUUAGAAAGCCCAGAAGCAUACUUUGGUUUAGCGCAGGCGCACAGUCAGCAGUUUGUUGUUGUUCUUAUUCAGUCUCCUCCGUUUCUUUUCCAACUGUGAAACAACGGCCUGGUUCAGUGUACUAAUUACUGCAAAGUGCUGAUGACGAAAAUACCCUAAAAAUACCAUAGUGUUCGCAUAAAAACAGAAUUGUAGCUAGGCUCAAAAGUGGCUCUGCAUUGUAAUCAACUCAAUCAGCGCUCAUGUAAACCGCAUUUAAAUUACAUUAGGCUACAUUUAAAUUACUUUUACUGGUACUUCUCUGUAUUUAAUAAAAUGUAUAUUUAAAUUCCUUCCGCUUUGUCCGCCAUAUAGCAAAGCGUGAAAUGCUGCUUGAACAUACUGACUACAUAGGCAGCUCACUAGGUGUGUAUAGCAUCACCUUGAGGGUCGUAUUAAGC
Sinocyclocheilus rhinocerous is the source of this 1127-nucleotide messenger RNA. Its product is annotated as C-C motif chemokine 25-like. Gene Ontology annotation, cellular component: extracellular region. Gene Ontology annotation, biological process: immune response. Gene Ontology annotation, molecular function: chemokine activity. The transcript is spliced from 5 exons. The coding region runs from base 81 to 389 and encodes 102 amino acids. The record is from RefSeq and is a predicted model, not a curated record. Lineage: Eukaryota; Metazoa; Chordata; Actinopteri; Cypriniformes; Cyprinidae.